ACCCGACUCCCACCUCGACUCGAAGCAUGCUCAGCCGCUCGUCGUCCGCCAGCUCCACCUCGAUCUCGGCUUUCGGCUCGUUCGCCUCGACGUCGUCCUGGUCGUCGCACGGCGCUUUCGACUUCCUCGAGCCGGUCGAGUCGACCCUGCCGCACGACAUCGUCGACUGGUCGCUCAAGAUGCCGAGCCGCCGGUCGCCCGUCUCCUCCCUCGCUUCGACGAGCCAGCCCUCUCUCUACUCGUUCCCUCGCGGUCACACGACCCACGCCGUCUGCCCGAAGCAUGGCAUCGUCCACGACGCCGCCCUCGCCCUCCCCGAGCGCGAUUCGCGCAGCCUGUCGUCGUGCGGGAGGAGCAACACGUUCAACUCGAUGUCGUCGUGCUCGUCGGGCGACUCGGCGUGCUCGAAGCGCUCGCUCAAGUGCACUCUCAGGCGCGUCAUGUCGCUCAAGCGUCUCUAAGGACCCGCUCGACGAUCACUGGGUCGCCGUCGCCGCACGCCGUCCAGCUGUACCACCACGCGCCAUCUCGGCGCACGAUCCGCUCGUCGGGCACGUCUCGUCGCAGCCCACCUUUCACCAUUCAGCCACCAUGGACCCAGGAGCGCACUCUCACGUUGUUUGAGCAGAAGACGAGGUCACAUUGCCAGGGAGGAAGAGUACAUAGUGUUUCCCGUUCGUCACCUCGAGGGCUGCGUCGUCGCCCUCGUUCGUCAUGUUGUCAUUACAAGCAGUGCCCUUAUC
Messenger RNA from Rhodotorula graminis WP1, 743 nucleotides. RefSeq lists its product as uncharacterized. The annotation marks the transcript as partial. Lineage: Eukaryota; Fungi; Basidiomycota; Microbotryomycetes; Sporidiobolales; Sporidiobolaceae. The transcript is spliced from 3 exons. The record is from RefSeq and is a predicted model, not a curated record.